Messenger RNA from Clupea harengus (Atlantic herring), 5760 nucleotides. RefSeq names its product zinc finger protein 687a (gene znf687a). The record is from RefSeq and is a predicted model, not a curated record. NCBI's taxonomy places the organism in Eukaryota, Metazoa, Chordata, Actinopteri, Clupeiformes, Clupeidae.
AUGGCACAGCCUAUGUGACCAUGAGGGUUCAAUGCUGUGUCUGAUUUUACAUUAGGACUGUGGAGAUCGUACUGUAAAUGUAGGUUUGUUGCUGGACACCCAAAACUUUCGAGUAAAACUUGCAUGACAUGCAAAUCCUUGUAGUUAUUUAUGUUAAGUUUACUUAAAUUAUUGAUUUCACGAUCACGCCAGUCAGGAGGACCCAUUAGUCAGCGUAGAAUAUUGCGAACACAACAUCGCAGCACAAACUGAAAGCUGUUCGCUGCAAGUAGCGCGUGGGCAAAACUCUGACCCAUCCUCGAUGACGACAACAUAAAUGAGCUCUCUUCGACAGGGGUAGUCGGGAAUCCUGAGACAGGUAAACAGAGGAAAUACUUCUCCAUUACACUUCCUUCAACAAUACUAGUCUGUGAUACGGGAAUGGGGGAUAUGAAGACCCCAGAUUUCGAUGACUUGCUGGCAGCGUUCGAUAUCCCCGACAUUGAUGCCAAAGAAGCCAUACAGUCUGCGCCCGAGGACUCCGACGGCCAAAACAGUGGCACUGCUGGUGGGGUGGGGAAGGCAGGGGGCAGCGGUGGUGGACCUCUUAGACCCCCCAGCCCAACUGAGCCCCAUCAGACACCUCACGCCACCACCCUAUCCCAAAGCGGUGAGCUGCCAGGGGUCAGUGUAAUCGUGAAGAACAGGGUGCGGCCAGAUGCUUUUGGAGAGGGAGAGGGCGACACAGGCAGAGACAGCAACACUGAAGCCGGAGCCCAGGGAGGGGUUGGUAGCGCCCUAGCUGGGCCCCGUCUUGGCCUCAGACUGCAGGGACUUGGUUGCACGGAACCCCUGAUACACAACGGGUUUGAGGGUUGCGCGGCAGAGGCCAGCGACCUCCCGCUGAGCCCCACCCAGACUCAGAGUCACUCCAACGGGCAGCUGUGGUCGCCCGCCUCCCCGAAAGCUGCUGCUGAAGGAGCCUCGUCCACCAGCACUGCCGUUUUUGGCAGAGCGAAGCCACUGGUGGCACAGGGGCCCAACGACUCUAUGACAAAGGCCAGGAAGCCCAGCGUGACUCCGCCACAACAAGAGCACCAGCCACAGGAAGAGGAAGCACGUGCUGGUGAUGUCACAGACAGAUCGGCCUCCAUCCCAGGGUCCGGUGACGUCCCGUCUUCCCACGUGUCGGCAGCAUCUGUAGGGAGCGUGUCAACAUUCUUCUCCACCUCCACUACUCCCCCUCCUCCUUCCUCGUCUCUUUUUGUAGGCCCCCUCCUCCCCUCUUCGUCUCUGGGAGAGAGCAACCUCUCGUCUCCACUUUCUUCUGGCCCCCGCCUGCCGACCGAAGCACCGGGGCCUGUUUUGCAACACAUGGGGUCUGAGGACGAGGAGUCGGAGCCGGAUCUCGGCAGCCCUCCGUUAGUGAUUCAAGAGAGCCCGGACUCGCUCAUGUGCUCCCCGCCCAAGUUCCCCCGUCGAAAACGCUCCUCCUCCUCUGGCAUGUUCAGCUCUCCUUCCCUGACUCCCUCUCCCUCCGCUCUUGCCCCGACCCCCACCACAGUCGCCGUUCCUCAGCUUGUGGAGGGCAGCCCUCGCCAACGGCCUCCCUCCCCCAAACACGCCCCUGUGGAGGAGAGGAACCCGGAGCACGUCAUCGAGGAGCGGGACUCUCCGGAGAGCCCCGAGCCUGAGCCGCCGGCCUCAUCCCAGGCGAAGCGCACUGCCACUCUCCCCACCCUCACCCAGAGAGGCUCCAGCCCCAAAGAGGCCCCCACCCCGCAAACCUCAGCCCAGAGCGCCGCAGCCUGGAGCCCAGAGGAGGAAGAUGACACGAGAGAGGAGCAGCCCAUGGAAAGUGAAGAGAGCAGCAAGGUGGAGCGAGAGGAGGAAGGGAAUGAGCAAAUGGAGGUGGACGAACAAGACAACUGCCCUGCCACUGUGGAGUCCACCGCCGCCGCCCCUGCCGACGGCUCCACCUCUCCUUCCAUGAUUAAGGUCAGGAUCAAAACAGUCAAGACCCCCACUGGGAGCAUCACAAGGACUGUCACCAGAGUAGCACCCAACGGGACAGCCGCCGGCAAGGACGCCAACAGCACCAAAGCUUCACCGGGAGGCCAGAAGGUGAUCCGGCCCAAAAGGCCCGGCGCUUCACUCCCUGGUCAGAACCAGCGCUCAAAAGGCGCAACGGUCCUGCCGGUGUCGACUCUGCAGGACGCCAGCACUGCCAUGCUCUUGGCUGCCAGCAAGGCUCAAAACAAAAUGGCUGCCACCCGCCUCUCUUCCAAGCUGUCCGCCACCGCAGUCAGCAUCACCAAAGCCACCACCCUUCCCUCGGUGUCCUCCUCCUCGUCCCCGUCCACGUCGUCUGUGGGCAUGAACGUCCGCUCUGUCUCCCAGAAGACGGUGAACGGGAGCGUCCUGACCUCCACGGUGGCCUCCCUCUCAUCCGGCGCCUCCACCGGCAACAAGCCGGCUUCCAUCGUCAACAGCAGUGGCGCUGUCAUCUCCCGCUCCCAGUCCAGCUUGGUGGAGGCCUUCAACAAGAUCCUCAACAGCAAGAACCUGCUGCCCAGUUACAAACCCGACCUGUCCACCCCACCUCCGGCUGAGUGGGGGCUGCCUAUGCCCGUCGCCGGCUACCGCUGCCUGGAGUGCGGCGACUCCUUCGCCCUGGACCGCAGCCUGGCGCGCCACUACGACCGGCGCUCGCUGCGCAUCGAGGUGACGUGCAACCACUGCGCCAAGCGGUUGGCCUUCUUCAACAAGUGCAGCCUUCUGCUACACGCACGUGAGCACAAGGAGCGUGGCUUGGUCAUGCAGUGCUCGCACCUGGUCAUGAGGCCCGUCAGCGUGGAGCAGAUGAUCGGACAGCAGGACACCACGCCCAUAGGUGUGCUCUCCACCUCUGUGUCCUCCUCUUCUGCGGCCCCCGGGGGGGCUUCCAGCCCAGGUAAGGAGGAGACCCUUGGAGGAGGAGGCCCCCAGGUGCUGCUGCCCCUGCCCUGCAAGAAGGCCGAGCCCCUGCAGUACACCAACAACAAGUGUCCAGAGUGCAAGUGCCAGUUCAGCGGGAAAGCAGAGCUGGUGGCCCACUUCCAGGAGGUCAAAGCUGCCACUAACACCUCCUGCACCCAGUGCACACCUCCAAUGCUGCUGCCCAACCCCUGCAGCUGGACGGCUCAUCAGCGCAUCCAUCGCCACCGCUCCCCCCACGUGUGCCCUGAGUGUGGGGGCGUCGCUCGCCAGGCCAGCUUCCACACGCACCUGCAAGAGGCCUGCCUGCACUUUACGCGCCGCAUCGGCUACAGGUGUUUUAGCUGUCAGGUGGUGUUUGGCGGCCUGAACUCCGUCAAGUCCCACAUUCAGUCCUCCCACUGUGAGGUUUUCCACAAAUGCCCCUCUUGCCCCAUGGCCUUCAAAUCUGCCCCCAGCGCCCAGAGCCACAUCACCUCCCAGCACCCCACACUCACUAGUGCACAGGCUAAGAUGAUCUACAAAUGUGUGAUGUGUGAGACCGUUUUCACCCAGAAGGCCUUGCUCUAUGUUCACUUUGACACUCACCUGGUCAAUCAGAAGGUGCACGUGUUCAAGUGUCCCGACUGCCCCAAACUCUACGCGCAGAGAGCCUCCAUGAUGGAGCACAUGAAGUCGGCACACAGAGGCGCUGUAGUCAAACAGGAAGUGCCUGUCACCGUGGCGUCCGCUCCUGCCCCCGCCUCCUUGGUGAAGGGCAAGGGUCUGCUGAAGAUGGAGAGCUCCGACGGGGAGGAGUGGGGCAGAGAGCAUGAGGAGGGAGAGGAAGAGGACAGAGAGAGGGAAGGAGCGCCCAAAGGUGGAGCUGAUGGAGGCGCCGCGCAGGCCACUCCGGGCUGGAGCUGUACACAGUGCGAGAGCCGAUACACUGACAAAGAGAACUACAUUACCCAUAUGGCCGACCUGCACGGCAAGAUCCUGAAGAAGUUCCCUUGUACUCUGUGUGAGGGCUCCUUCUCCUCCUCCUCCAGCCUCAGGAGGCACAUCCGCCUCAAACACAAAGACAACAGACGGGUCUUCCUCUGCCAGUUGUGUGUGGACAGUAAGCGCUCCUUCAGUAGUCGUCUCAGCCUGGAGAGACACAUGCAGACGCAGCAUGGACCUGGAGCCCAGUUGCCAGGCAGACCAGUGGACCGACCGAAGCGCAGGCCUGUCUUCACUGAGGCAGGAGACAGCUCCUCUGAGCAGGACGCCACUCUGAGUUCUUUGGGCGGGGCCUCGGCAGAAGAGGACUCUCGGUGGGCGGGGCAUGCAGGGGGCGGGAUCCGAGGACGAGGAGGAGGCAGGCUUUCCGCGGCCAAUCAGGAAGAGGCGGGUUUCCGCUGUAUGCCGUGCGGCUUCACCACCGAGGACCAGGCCGAGUUUCUGGCGCACAUCCCCAGUCACCGCGGCAACGGCGACGGGUCACUGCAGUGCCAGCAGUGUGGGGCGUGCUUCGCCUCUGGCCCCUCCCUCAGCCGCCACCGCUUCAUCAGCCACCGCGUGCGCGACACGCCCCCUGAGCCUCCGACCGCCGACGUGGACGGCCUCGCAGACGGCAGCGGCGGUGGUGAGCUCGGCGCGGACGCCACGGGGUCAGCAGCGCCGGCCGCGGGGUCUCCGGGGUCGCCGUCGCAGGGGGAGGAGGAGAAGGGCGCGUGCGCGUGCAAGGUGUGCGGCAGGCGCUUCGACAAGGCCUCCGACCUCAACACGCACUUCAGAACUCACGGCAUGGCCUUCAUCACCGCUCACAAGACUGACAAACCCGUCUGAGAAAAAGAGAGUGAGAAGAGAAAUUCAUGCCACCAGAAAAAAAGAGGUCUGCAUUUGUUUGUUUUUUUUCACCCAGGAGCCUCUGUACCCAUGACAUUGAAGACACACUCACCUUCAGAUUGUUGGCCUUGUUUACAGGCCCUGAUUGAUUAAGAGGUUAUCCCUGAAAUCCCACAACCAGAGUAUGGAUUCAUUUUGUUGCAAUUAUACUUUUUUUCAGCCAUACAGUUCUGUCAAAAGUAAAGGUUUAUAUUAAAAAGGUCAGCUCUGGACCAUAGAGAGGAGAAGGUGGGGAGCCAUAUUUGGGACGAUUGAGAUGUGAGAAGGGCCCCAGAGCUGUCCUCUCUGUUGCCUGUUCUUUAUGCUCUUUGAUAAAGGCACAGACAGACAAUCACAGACAGAAGGAAAUAAUCGGUGCAUUUUAUGUGACCUUUCACCUUUUGUCUCCACUUACGCAAUCAGGGUUGAUUUGUAAUGAGCAAAACUAGCCUUGUAGAAUGUUUGGUUACAGCAAGCUUAAGACACAGACAUGGGUGUCAUUCACCUUCGUCUCUUGCUUCUCAAGAAAAGUUUCUUAAAUUUGCUGAACCAUGAAAGUGCCCUUGACUGGGACAUUUUGAGAAUGUAGUUCUUCAAGGUGGUGUGUGUGUGUGUGUGUGUGUGUUUGAGGCAAUAUCUAAAUCACGGGGGACUGCUUGCUUGACAGAAAUACUAAUAAUGAAGACAGCCACGAGAACACUGUAAAUGCAUAGAUUUUUACAUAUUUUAUUCUCUAGUCUCUGAAAUCAGGUAUGCUUAACAGAUAUUUUCUAUGUCAGUUGUGUGUGUGUGUGUGUGUGUGUGUGUGUACAGUGGCACCAGCGACGGUUUCCUCCAGGAACCCCCUCCCCCUCAUUUUUCCUCUUGUGUUUGUGAGACCUUAAUUGCUUUCUAAUAUAAAAUAUGAAAUUAUUGAGUUAUUGUUCUUAAUAAAAUAUCCAGUCUCUUAUUAAA